Sardina pilchardus (European sardine) is the source of this 1151-nucleotide messenger RNA. RefSeq names its product photoreceptor-specific nuclear receptor-like. Gene Ontology annotation, molecular function: RNA polymerase II cis-regulatory region sequence-specific DNA binding; zinc ion binding; nuclear receptor activity. The record is from RefSeq and is a predicted model, not a curated record. Lineage: Eukaryota; Metazoa; Chordata; Actinopteri; Clupeiformes; Clupeidae. Gene Ontology annotation, biological process: anatomical structure development; cell differentiation; positive regulation of transcription by RNA polymerase II. The coding region runs from base 1 to 1107 and encodes 368 amino acids. The transcript is spliced from 8 exons.
AUGAGCCCCACUCUGGUGUGCAAGGUGUGUGGGGACACGAGCAGUGGCAAGCACUACGGCAUCUACGCAUGCAACGGCUGCAGCGGCUUCUUCAAACGCAGCGUCAGGAGGAGGCUCAUCUACAGAUGCCAGGCGGGUACUGGCAUGUGUCCUGUUGAUAAAGCUCAUCGGAACCAGUGCCAGGCCUGUCGCCUGAAAAAGUGUCUCCUGGCCGGCAUGAACAAGGAUGCAGUCCAGAAUGAGAGGCAGCCCCGCAGCACUGCCCAGGUGCGCCUGGACUCGCUGGACAUAGACCCAGAGAAAGAGCACCUGGCCACAACGCGAGAGCCCACCACCUGCUCGUCCUCCUCGUCUUCCUCGAUGUCCACGUACGCUUCCAACAACCACCGCUUCAUGGCCAGCCUGAUGACCGCUGAGACCUGUGCCAAGUUGGAGCCCGAGGAUGUUGAUGAGAACAUCGAUGUGACGAGUAACGAGCCGGAGAGGGCGUCCACAGACUAUCACAUGUCCCUGUACCAGUCCAGCAGCCCUGAGAACGUGUACGAGACCUCGGCUCGCCUCCUCUUCAUGUCCGUCAAAUGGGCCAAGAACCUGCCCGUCUUCUCCAACCUGCCCUUCAGAGAUCAGGUGAUUCUUCUUGAGGAGGCUUGGAGUGAACUCUUCCUGCUGUGUGCCAUCCAGUGGUCACUGCCACUGGAGAGCUGCCCUCUACUCUCACUGCCCGAUCUGGCUCCCAGCAUGUCCUGCAAGACGACGCUCUCUGGCGUGGACGUGCGUCUGCUCCAGGAGAUCUUCAGCCGCUUCCGCACCUUGACCCCGGACCCCACUGAGCUGGCCUGCCUCAAAGCAAUCGUCCUGUUCAAGCCAGAGGCUCGAGGUCUAAAGGAUCCUGAUCAGGUGGAGAACUUGCAGGACCAAUCACAAGUGAUGCUUGGACAGCACAUCCGUGCACAUUACCCAGGACAACCUGCCAGGUUUGGGAGGCUGCUGUUGCUGUUGCCAUCUUUGAGGCUGGUGAGCUCAGAGCGGAUUGAGCUCCUCUUCUUCCACCGGACCAUUGGGAACACGCCCAUGGAGAAACUCCUGUGUGACAUGUUCAAGAACUAGCCCAUGACAUCAGCAUAUACACAUCAUCUCUCACUAGCACUGGU